Microthlaspi erraticum is the source of this 1032-nucleotide messenger RNA. NCBI's taxonomy places the organism in Eukaryota, Viridiplantae, Streptophyta, Magnoliopsida, Brassicales, Brassicaceae. The record is from the annotation of a GenBank genome assembly.
AUGAUAAUAUACCUGUGCAAUUUAUUAAACAUUGAGAAAGAACCAAUAAGGAUUCUGGUUACUGGUGCAGCAGGAAACAUAGGAUAUGCAAUUGCUCCAAUGAUUGCAAGAGGUCUAAUGCUAGGUCCAGAUCAACCCAUGAUUCUACAUUUACUUGACAUAGAACCAGCUUCAAAAUCACUAGAAGCCUUGAAAAUGGAGCUUCAAGAUUCAGCUUUCCCUCUUCUCCAAGGCGUUAUUGCGACAACAAACGUCGCCGAAGCUUGUAAAGACGUAAACAUCGCGAUACUGAUCGGAGGGUUUGCAAGAAAAGAAGGCAUGGAAAGAAAAGAUGUCAUGUCAAAAAACGUAGCGAUCUAUAAAGCUCAAGCUUCGGCACUAGAGCGAUACGCAUCAGAGGAUUGCAAGGUUCUUGUUGUAGCGAAUCCCGCAAACACAAACGCUCUGAUCUUCAAAGAGUUUGCACCGUCGAUCCCGGAAGAAAACAUCACUUGCCUGACACGUCUCGACCAUAACCGAGCUCAAGCUCGCCUUGCGGAGAAGCUAGGUGUUCCCGUGAGCAGCGUGAAGAAGGUGAUCAUUUGGGGAAACCAUUCUUCAACUCAGUAUCCAGACACCAAUCACGCAACGGUCUCUACGAAAACUGGAGACAGACCGGUGAAAGAACUUGUCGCCGAUCAAAACUGGCUGAGGAACGAGUUUAUUUCAGAAGUUCAGGAACGUGGUGCAGCGAUUAUAAGUGCACGGAAACAGUCGAGUGCUUUAUCCGCUGCCAGUGCGGCUUGUGACCAUAUUCAUGACUGGUUUCUUGGAACACCUAAAGGAACUUGGGUUUCUAUGGGUGUUUGCUCUGAUGGCUCUUACGGUAUACCAACCGGUUUGGUUUACUCGUUUCCGGUUAUCUGUGAGAAAGGGAGCUGGAAGAUCGUACAAGGACUCAGUGUAGACGAGUUUUCAAGGGAGAAAAUGGAUGACUCUGCGAGAGAGCUAGCUGAAGAGAAGGCUUUGGCAUAUUCAUCUCUCAGUGUAUAA